Messenger RNA from Psilocybe cubensis, 630 nucleotides. RefSeq lists its product as uncharacterized. Gene Ontology annotation, molecular function: aspartic-type endopeptidase activity. The record is from RefSeq and is a predicted model, not a curated record. The transcript has 4 exons. NCBI's taxonomy places the organism in Eukaryota, Fungi, Basidiomycota, Agaricomycetes, Agaricales, Agrocybaceae. The coding region runs from base 1 to 630 and encodes 209 amino acids. Gene Ontology annotation, biological process: proteolysis.
AUGAUAGUAUUGUCUUUGUCUACGCAGAGGACUUUGACGCCCGUUGAAGCUCUUGCAGCAGCCAACGCCAUCCCUGAAGCUAUCGUCUCCUACAAGCUUUCCCGUCUCGAAGACAACAAAAACGACGGAGAAAUAACUUUUGGCGCUCUUGACCCAGCCAAAUUCGACAGCUCUGCAAUGGUGACCGUGCCCAACGUCGACCAAGACGGAUUCUGGACGGCCGACGUUGGCUCAGUCACCGUAAACGGGGCAGACACUGGCCUGACAGGCCGUACCGCCAUCCUCGACACAGGCACAACCCUCAUGAUCGUGCCCCCCUCCGACGCCGCGACCAUCCACUCGGGCAUCAAAGGCGCCAAAUCCGACAACCAAGGCGGCUUCACCGUGCCCUGCACACUCACCGACAAAGUCGCGCUCCAAUUCGGCGGGCAGACCUUCGAGAUCGACCCGCGCGACAUCGCGUUCGCGCCUAUCAACCCCAACGACCAAAACGGCGACUGCGUCUCCGGGAUCGCGGUCGGCAACGUCGGUGGGCCUACCGAGUGGCUCGUCGGAGACGUUUUCCUUAAGAACGUGUAUUUCUCCACGGACGCGACGAAGAAUACUAUCACACUUGCGAAAUUGGCUUGA